Molecule: messenger RNA, 1595 nt
Organism: Aphidius gifuensis
Lineage: Eukaryota; Metazoa; Arthropoda; Insecta; Hymenoptera; Braconidae
Gene: Fntb
Product: protein farnesyltransferase subunit beta
Exons: 7
Coding region: 71-1279 (402 amino acids)
Biological process (GO): protein farnesylation
Cellular component (GO): protein farnesyltransferase complex
Molecular function (GO): protein farnesyltransferase activity
Source: RefSeq, a predicted model, not a curated record
GGUUAUGUUAUUAAUUUUAAGGAAAUGUGUAAAUAAACAAUAAAAGUAAAUAUAGAUAAAAAUUAAAAAAAUGUGGAAAAGUCAAUUUUAUGAUGCUGAAGAAGAGGAAUCAGUAAGAACAUAUACAAAUCUUUUAAAAGUAACACAAGAUGAUGAAGAUUUAUCAACAAUAACAUCAAUUGAACAGAAAAAAGUUGAGGAAAAAGUACUUAAAUUUUAUCGACUUGGAUAUGAGCCAUAUUUAAAUAGAAAUCAUCAUGUUGAAUUUUUAAAAAAAUCACUUAUUAGUUUUUCAUCUUCAUACGAGUGUUUAGAUUGUAGUAGACCAUGGUUGUGUUAUUGGAGUUUACAUGCACUUCAAAUACUUGGUGAACGUCUUGAAGAUGAAGAAUACAGUAGAAUAGUAGGAUUUUUAUCAAAAUGUCAAGAUCCAGAUGGUGGUUUUGGUGGUGGACCUGGACAAUAUCCUCAUCUUGCAUCAACAUAUGCUGCUGUAUCAGCACUUUGUAUUAUUGAAACAAAAGAAGCAUAUGAUGUUAUUGACAGGAAAGGACUAGAUAAAUUUUUUAAAUCAUUAAAAUUUGAUGAUGGUAGUUUUAGUAUGCAAAAAGAUGGUGAAAUUGAUAUUAGAGGUGUUUAUUGUGCAGUUGCUGUUGCUAAAUUAACAAAUAUAUUAACACCAGAAUUAUUUAAAAAUACUGAUGAAUGGAUUGCAAAAUGUCAAACAUGGGAAGGUGGUUUUGGUGGUUGUCCUGGUAUGGAAGCACAUGGUGGUUAUACAUAUUGUGGUUUAGCUGCUUUGGUGAUACUUGGAAAAAGUCAUAUGUGUCAAAUUCCAUCAUUAUUGCGAUGGAUUGCUAAUAAACAAAUGCGUCUUGAGGGUGGAUUUCAAGGAAGAACAAAUAAACUUGUUGAUGGUUGUUAUUCAUUUUGGCAAGGUGCUUGUUUUCCUCUUAUUCAUGCAAUAUUAUCAAAUGAAGGAAAAUUACCAAAUACAAAUUACUGGCUAUUUGAUCAAGAAGCACUUCAAGAAUAUUUACUUGUUUGUUGUCAACAUCCAUUUGGUGGACUUAUUGAUAAACCUGACAAAAAUAGAGAUGUUUAUCAUUCGUGUUAUGGUUUAAGUGGUCUUUCAAUUAGUCAAAAUUCACCUACACCAUUAAUUGUUGGUAGACGUCAUCAAAAUUCUGUUGAAAUAAUUCAUCCACUUUAUAAUUUGGUAUUAUCAUCAGUUGCAAAAGCAUCAAAUUAUUUUGAAAAAUUAUCAUUACCUGAUUGAGAUGAAUUUUUUAUAUUAUAAAUUUUAUCAUUUAAACAACAAAUUUGAGCUUAAAAAAAUUUUUUUUAAAUAAUUAGAUAUAAUAAUACAGUUUAUUUAUCCAAAAAUAAUAUUUAAAAGGAUAUAAUAACUGUUAUUGUAAUUUUGUGUGUUUUAUAUACACUUGAUACAACAUUUUAACAAUCAAAAUGGAUUUGAUAUCAUAAAUCAUAAUAAUAAUGAAAAUAGUAAUAAGUUUUUAAUUAAAAUUUUCAUCGUUGGACUUGUAUAAUUAUUAUUAAUCGUUGUCAAUAAAUAUUUAAGAAUUCUAGCUUUC